AUGGACAUCAAUACCAACCAACUAAAAAGAAGUAUGUGUUUAUGGUAUUUUCCUCCUAAUGAUUUUUUUAAGGCUAACUUUGAUGGGGAUGCUAAAGGGAAACCAGGGCCUACUGGUUGUGGUGGAGUUAUCCAGAAUUGGGUUGGCUUUUGCAUUAAGGUGGUGGCCUUCCCCUUGGGGAACCAGACUAAUCAUUUGGCUGAAGUAUUGGGCAUCCUCCAAGCUAUCAAAUUGGCACACAAUCUGGGAAUGAAAUUAUUAUGGCUGGAAGGGGAUUCUAAAAACAUUAUAAAUUGCCUCCUUGGGAAGUACCAACCAUCGUGGACUAUUAAAAAUAGUAUUGAUUCAGCCAGGGAAAUAAUAGAGGGUUUUGAUCAAUGCUACAUUUCUCAUGAUUAUAGAGAGGCCAACAGGAGUGUUGAUUGGGCCACCAAUGAGGCAGUAUAG
Molecule: messenger RNA, 447 nt
Organism: Cryptomeria japonica (Japanese cedar)
Lineage: Eukaryota; Viridiplantae; Streptophyta; Pinopsida; Cupressales; Cupressaceae
Exons: 1
Coding region: 1-447 (148 amino acids)
Molecular function (GO): RNA-DNA hybrid ribonuclease activity; nucleic acid binding
Source: RefSeq, a predicted model, not a curated record